UGGGUUUCCCGCCAGCCGCAGUCUUGGACCAUAAUCAUGGUGGACAUGAUGGACUUGCCCAGGUCGCGCAUCAACGCCGGCAUGCUAGCUCAGUUCAUCGACAAGCCUGUCUGCUUCGUAGGGAGGCUGGAAAAGAUUCAUCCCACCGGAAAAAUGUUUAUUCUUUCAGAUGGAGAAGGAAAAAAUGGAACCAUCGAGUUGAUGGAACCCCUUGAUGAAGAAAUCUCUGGAAUUGUGGAAGUGGUUGGAAGAGUAACCGCCAAGGCCACCAUCUUGUGUACAUCUUAUGUCCAGUUUAAAGAAGAUAACCAUCCUUUUGAUCUUGGACUUUACAAUGAAGCUGUGAAAAUUAUCCAUGAGUUCCCUCAGUUUUAUCCUUUAGGGAUUGUGCAACAUGAUUGAUCUUGAUGGAUUUUCAUACGAUUGUAAAUGAGCUAUAUUAAAGUCUAUUAAAGGAAGCCCUUCUUGUUUGAGGGAGA
Molecule: messenger RNA, 479 nt
Organism: Pan troglodytes (chimpanzee)
Lineage: Eukaryota; Metazoa; Chordata; Mammalia; Primates; Hominidae
Gene: RPA3
Product: replication protein A3
Exons: 4
Coding region: 37-402 (121 amino acids)
Biological process (GO): mismatch repair; nucleotide-excision repair; base-excision repair
Cellular component (GO): site of double-strand break; nucleus; DNA replication factor A complex
Molecular function (GO): damaged DNA binding; single-stranded DNA binding
Source: RefSeq, a predicted model, not a curated record